Ustilaginoidea virens is the source of this 738-nucleotide messenger RNA. RefSeq lists its product as uncharacterized. The record is from RefSeq and is a predicted model, not a curated record. The coding region runs from base 1 to 738 and encodes 245 amino acids. Gene Ontology annotation, cellular component: cytoplasmic exosome (RNase complex); nuclear exosome (RNase complex). The transcript has 2 exons. Gene Ontology annotation, molecular function: RNA binding. Gene Ontology annotation, biological process: exonucleolytic trimming to generate mature 3'-end of 5.8S rRNA from tricistronic rRNA transcript (SSU-rRNA, 5.8S rRNA, LSU-rRNA); U4 snRNA 3'-end processing; poly(A)-dependent snoRNA 3'-end processing. Lineage: Eukaryota; Fungi; Ascomycota; Sordariomycetes; Hypocreales; Clavicipitaceae.
AUGUCCUCGGAUCCUGUUUUCGUCCUCCCAGGCGACCAUAUCGACCCGGAAAUCAUCCCUUCUCAUCCUCAAAAACCUUUGCGAUUGGGUCCCGGCCUGCGACAUGUACCACCGAAUGACAUUCUACCCACACUGGCCGGCCAGCUUGUCGUAGAUCAUCCCAGAAAUGCCAUGAGAAUAGAAUCUUCGCGAGGACGAUAUGUUCCUCGAGUAGGCGAGCUUGUGAUAGGAACAAUACAAAAAACUGCUGCAGAUGUAUACUAUGUUUCCCUGUCAGAUUACACGGCUCCUGCACUUCUACCACAAUUAUCUUUCGAAUCAGCAACGAAAAAAACCCGCCCUGUCUUGGCACCGGGAGCUUUGGUCUAUGCUCGCAUCAGCAUGACGAAUAAGCACAUGGAUGCUGAGCUCGAGUGUGUUAACUCGUCCACGGGGAAAGCGGAUGGGCUUGGCCCUCUAACGGGGGGCAUGCUCUACAGUAUCUCACUGGGGAUGGCAAGACGAUUGAUGAUGCCCAAGAGCAUGCAACAUGGCGCAAUUGUCGUGCUGGAAGAGCUCGGUGCUUCGGGGCUGCAGUUCGAGACAGCCACGGGUCGGAACGGACGGUUUUGGGUGGAGAGUGAAAACAUCAAGACGGUUAUUGCAGUGGGCCGAGCUGUCCAAGAAACGGACGCAAAGGGAUUAGGAGUUGAUGGCCAGAAAAGACUGGUCCGCAGCAUAAUAAAGGAACUGAGCUGA